This is a messenger RNA of Endocarpon pusillum Z07020, 1854 nucleotides long. RefSeq lists its product as uncharacterized. Gene Ontology annotation, cellular component: nucleus. Lineage: Eukaryota; Fungi; Ascomycota; Eurotiomycetes; Verrucariales; Verrucariaceae. Bases 1 to 1854 code for a protein of 617 amino acids. The record is from RefSeq and is a predicted model, not a curated record. The transcript is spliced from 4 exons. Gene Ontology annotation, biological process: mitotic DNA damage checkpoint signaling; protein phosphorylation. Gene Ontology annotation, molecular function: protein tyrosine kinase activity; ATP binding; protein serine/threonine kinase activity.
AUGUCGUGGGAAUGGGAUCGAGCAGCAGAUGAUGCAUUUCAUAGACUGCUUGGCUACUCCCAAGAAUAUCUCGAUCGGCUUCACGAAGGGGUAGAUGAAUACCGCGCUGCGCACGCUGCCCGAAUUGCUAGUGCACCAGAUGCGUGGUCAGAGUUGGGGUCAGACUCCGAUUAUGACGAUGCUCAUCUUGCCCCGUUGAGCCCACCAUUAACACCUAGAGGCGAAGGACAGGGACAAGGACUUGACCAGCCGAGAUUUGACCAUUCGCAAAGAAUCGCAGCUCCUGUUCCUUCACAGAACUCGAAGGUUCAUACAACGCGAUCUCGAUCUGCUGCAACAGUUUCGAAGCGCGAAGAUUCUCGAGUGAAAGGUGUAGAGCAGGCAGGGCAUUUUGUGCUCUCCUUCCACGAGGACCGGACUGCGGAGUUGCCUCAUUUAGGCUGGAGAGUUGGAAAAGGAUCUAGGAAAUCGCCAGCAAAUCGUGGUGUCGACAUAUUGUUGGCGAGACCGGGCGACCUUCUAAGCAAAUCAUUGGCCGGCAUACACAUGGUCCUUAUCUUCAAUCUCAGAUCAGGAUUUCUUAUGCUCAGAGCAGGGAGCCAAAAAGCACCGGUGGAGUUCAAGGUGGGUGGAAAAUGGGAGAAGCUGGAGUACCAAGAAGAACGGUUGAUGUAUCAGCCUGCUACAAUGCUUCGGGCUGGUUCAUGCGAAUAUGAGUUGGAGUAUACGGUUGAGAAAGAACAUAGAACGGCGUACUUUGAUCGAAGGAAUAAUUUUCUGAAGAAGAUAUCCUCAAGCAAAGAACCUGUACAGCUGGUUUUUCAGAAGAUGCCGGGAGACAGCUACGUGCUCAGAGGCAGAUGUCUUGAGUUCGAGACACAGGGAUCUGGAGCAUUCGGGUGGAUAACUCAGGGAGUAGACACCCUGACAGGGAAUCCAAUCGCUAUUAAAGAACUCCGUAUCAAUAGCCAAAGGAAGUGUGUUGAGACUAUGGCUGAGGUGGAGAUGGGGAGGCGUUUUCUUAACAAACGAGGUCUCCUUCCUAUUCUGGAAGCCCAAUGCGAGCACGGUAGACCCAAUGGCUGUGGCACAUUAGAAAGAUUCUAUAUAUUUAUGCCAUACGCACGCUCUGACUUCACUCUGAACUUCUGGUCAAGUCCAGAAUUUCCUCGGAGGACUAAAUUGCAUUUGCUAAGAGAACCACUCGAAGGCAUCAGGAUGUUACACACAAUGGGCAUCAUGCAUCGUGAUAUCAGGAUAAAGAAUAUACUGAUCAUGUCAGUGAAACCCCCUCAAGCUUCACUCUGCGACUAUGGCAAAGCCAUCGAAGCAGCCAGCUCUACAGUUACAACUAUCGGUCCAAUCUGUACGUUAGCUCCUGAAGUGUGGACUAUAUCUACAGACGGCCCAUACACUGCAAAGAUCGACAUGUGGGCUUAUGGUUACGCUAUUGCGGAAAUCCUGGGGUAUUCUGUUGCCAGAUAUCCUGGUCUAGAUGGCUAUCACACUAAUAAUCCUCAAAUUACACGUAACCGACACAUGGCGAUUCUUGAGAUGCUUCGUGCUCACUGUUACAAGAUAACUGAGGACGAGCCUCUGGUCGACCUGGUUUCGAAGUUACUAGUGUGGGAACCUGAAGAACGCUGGUCAGCAGAGCAGGCUCUUGAGCAUGUAUGCUGGGAUCCAAUAAGUCAAAACGAAACGAGUCAUAACGAGCACCAGGCCGAGAAUGAUGCAGGACCUCUUGAUCAAAAGAGCUCGGGUCAACAAUCCAGAGCCGAAAUCGGAUGGUUAGUACCUUCCCAUUUCUCGCCCAUCCACAAUCGUUACCCAGGAGUUAUCGCAAGGGGCUAA